Molecule: messenger RNA, 5702 nt
Organism: Stegodyphus dumicola
Lineage: Eukaryota; Metazoa; Arthropoda; Arachnida; Araneae; Eresidae
Molecular function (GO): Notch binding; calcium ion binding
Source: RefSeq, a predicted model, not a curated record
GCGAGAAAGACCCUCGACUAACUUGGCUGCUGGCGAAAAUUUUAGGUACCUCUGCUGCACGUUACUAUUCCGUCUUCCAGUGCUACAUACCAUGCAUUUGAAAUCGCAAAAGACUGCUGAAUACUAAGUUUUAUUAUAAAGUGACUAGUUUUUUUUUUUUUUACAUAGUAAACUGAUUUUAGUUUUAUGCAUUUGAAACAUUUCGUUUGUAUCUUUUAAAAGGCAUUUCUCUGCAGGAUUUUUGUAUGUUUUAGAACUUUUCUGUGGAUGAAAUCGUUGCCCUCGUUUGCAGCUGUUAUUUGAAAACGCAUUUUUGAUGACUAUUUAUUGACAAGUGUUUAAUAUUCCACUGCGAAUUUAAGUUGCUGCACGUUUAUUUAGGAUAUACCUAAAUAAAUAAAUAAAGUUGAAUUGGUGAACUUUAUGACAACUUUAUAACCUGCUAAUCUGAAAGCAUUUAGCAUUUAAUUUAACUUAUACUUUUCGUUUCGAAAUAAGAGAUUUAAAGAAUUCUUUAAACAUUUGCAAGCAACUGUUUAAAAAUUCAUUGCAUAGAAGACAAAAAGGUUUCCGUAACUGUAUGAUAGCUGUAAACAUCUUUCUGAUUGAUCUUAAACAUCUUUGCUUCACGUUAAUUUGAUAACCGGUUUUCGUUUGAGAUUUUUUGUGACGUAAAAGUGGAUUUAGAGAACAUGCAUUUCAUUUGGAUUUUAAUGACAGUCACCGGAAUUUGGUCAAGUGCAUCUAAUGCCAUGUUGGCUUUGCCAGAAUGUGUCAGGAGUGCCAACAGUUCAAGGCUGGAGUGGAGAUUGGAGAAACAGACUUUCCACGUGUACCUCAAUGAAACAAACAUCGCUUGUUAUUCUGGGGAAAAAUGCGUGAAUAAAACUGGGAAACACAAGGAAAAUAUGUCUGUAAUAUCUCUUGUCAUUCAGAAUACGGAUGAAAUAAGAUUAUUUGUGGAUUACGAAGAAAUGGCUGGAAAUAAAAGCACCCAACUUAUGGUAGUGAAGAAUCUACCAGGUUCUCAAGCUUGUGAAUAUGAAACAGAGAAUGUGUUAACCAACACAGAUUCCAAAAAUGUGACACUGAACGAAAUUACAUUGGAGCCUGGAGAAAGAAACAUUGUUGUGCGCCUGGUACUAGAAGAGACUGGAUGUGACAUCAUAUGGAGCUUACAAAUAAAGGUACAAGAACAUGAGUGCUCCAAGAAUAAAGACCAAGUGCUUUGCUCAGGGAAGGGUUUUUGCGAUAAUUUUUCAAACACGGGUUCAUUCUCUUGCAGAUGCUGCGCUGGUUUCGUUGGUAAAUACUGUGAAGAAAAGGAUGGUUGCUACGGUAACCCUUGCCAGCACGGUGGAUUUUGCGUGGACAUUGCUGAAGGGCUCGUCGGAACAACAUUCCAGUGUCUCUGCCCCCACGGGUACCGUGGCAGAGCAUGUGAAGGAGAAGUGAGUCAGUGCGACAGGAAGCCUUGCAUGAAUAAUGGCACUUGUCGAGGCAAUCAGACAGAAUACGUCUGCGACUGCCCCAAAGGAUUUGCAGGACCCGACUGUGAGACAAAUGUCAACGAAUGUCUGUCCAACCCUUGCGUGCACGGUGUAUGUGAAGACGGAUUUGGUGGCUACAAGUGCUAUUGCCUUCCAGGAUAUGGAGGCGAUCACUGCGAAUUCGAAUAUGACGAAUGCGAUUCCAGCCCUUGUAUCAAUGGAGGCGCCUGUGAAGAUCUGGUGGCCGGUUAUCGCUGUCAUUGCGGUCCUGGUUAUGAGGGUCGCAGGUGCCAAAUUAAAGUGGAUCUUUGCAAACCUAAUCCUUGCCCAUCACCAGCUCAGUGCGUUGAUAGAGGGAAUAACUACAGCUGCAUUUGCCAUCCUGGAUACAAUGGACCUGGAUGUACACAGCAUUAUGAUCCAUGUUAUCCAAAUCCGUGUCAGAAUGGAGGCAGCUGUUGGCCAAGUCUUGACUCGUACUUUUGUUCCUGCAAACCUGGAUUCACAGGAGAUCUAUGCGAAGAAGCUCUUGUGGCCUCUCAACCCUUACCCAGAACUUUGGAGGAUCCAGGAGAACCAGAGGAAGAAGAAUCUUCAUCCCACAGAAAAGAAUCAUUGGACCGCUGGCACAACCUUUACCUGGUGGGGACAAUGCUGAGUUUGGCAGCAGCGGUCGUGGCAUUGGUGGCGGUUAUAUGUCAUUGUCGCCUCAACAAGACCUAUCAAAGAUUUACUCGCAAAAUUGGAAGAUCUUGUUCCGAUUUAAAGCAACAAAAACUCGAAGACCCAGGCAAGUUUUCAUUGAAUCUUCGUGGGAACGCUUCUGAAGGUCCUCUAAAAGAGCCACCUUACGAAGCAUCGAGUGUUGACAUGGCGGACAGCCUCGAUGCCCCUCUCAUCUGCUAAUGCGCCACUUGACCCUUCUCCCUGCAUUGCAAAUACAGCUGCCCUAUCCAGAAACAUGAUGAAAGAAACAAAAUUCCAGGACAGAUAAUUGAUGUAUUGAAGUUCAAGCUCUAUAUCCUUUCUUGCUCGACGAUUAACAGGACUGUUCCACCACAAUCGAUCAGUCUUAUUUAUUCAUCGAAUAAGCUCUUAAAUUUGUAUAUAUAAAAUAAUUUAUGUGACGGCGAAAAAUUGAUUGAUCAUUAGAUAAUUUAAGACAUUGUUCAUGAAGUGUCAUUUGUAAUAUCCAUCAAUUUUGUAUACGUCAAGUUGCUGAUAAAACGAACCCGGAACGAGUGCAUUUCCAAAUGCAAUUGUAAGUCUCUUUAAUGUUUGACAAUUAUGCAAUAGCUAAAGUAAAUAAGUUUGAUAGUAUGCAGAGUGAAUUCGAAAUAAUAAUAAUGAUAAAGAAAAGCAUCUUCAUAACUAAAACACAUAAGUCAGAUUAAUAUUUAAAUUUAAGGAUUUUUUUUAAAUUAUAAUGUAGAUUUUCAAAUGUGAAUAUUCGAAUAUGUAUAAAAAUAUACCAUAUUAGGGGGCUACGGCCAAAGCAAUAUUUAUAAGUUUCUAUGUAUAGAAAAACUGAAAAUAAAUCAACUAUUAAUUUAAUGCUCUGUAUACAAAAUUGUUAACUGCGAUCAGAGUAAAAUUUAUGAGUUCUGUGUACAUCUGAAAAGAAGGUGCAUAAAAGCAUUUUAAUGUGAAAGAACUGAAUUCAUUCUUUCCGGGCAACAAGCAAUUUGUAAGUAAAGUUUCUGUUGUCAAACCAGGAAACAAAAACUUUGGACACUUCAAGGUUAAUACGUAUACGUAUGAUGUCAUGAUUUAAAUUUAAUGUAAUUUAUCAACUUUUUCUCGAUAUCAAUAAAAGAAUCAAAGUGGGCGUGUCGAUUAUCUUAUUCUGAAACAAAAAGAGUUGCCAACAGCAAAUAUUUAUUUAAAAUUCUGAUAUUAAGCAAACAUUUUGGACAUACAAUGACAAUACAUAAAAGAGCACAUAAAAUCGUGCUCUUUCUUCAACGUGAGAAGAUGAUGUUAUAUAAUAAUAAUACGUUUAAUGUUUGGCAAUGCCAUUUUUAGUUCAUAUUUUGUAAAACUUACAAAUUUUGGAUUACCAAACUCUACGAUUUGAAAGCGAGCAGUGGCAACGCUUUUCGAAGUAAAGCAUAUUUUAAUCUCCAGUGUGCGAAACUGUUGCCACUCGGAAAAAUGAGGACUAAAAUUAGCGCUUUCAAUUAGUAUCUCGCCUGAUGAAAGUCGUACGAAGAUGAGAAUGGUCGAACUGCCUUCAUAUGAAUUGUUGGAAUCCAGAAAUCCCCUCUCGAAACUCAACUCCCCGCCAUUCCGGAGAUGAUGCCACAAACAAACAGGCAGACAAGCAGAUUUUAAUAUUAUAGAUUUUAUGAAAUGUUUUCUUCUAAUUAGAAUUGUUAUCUAUAAAUUCUGGAGACAUAUAACUUGAAGCAUUAACCAGUUACAGGAAAUUUUCUUAAUUUACAAGUAACUUUCGGUGUUGUAAUUUUAUACAUAAAUAUCAGAAAAAUGCAUAAAAUUACACAAUUAGGAAGUAGCACAAUAUAUCAUUUUCCAAGGAAAAAAUCACGAUAACAUUUUAAUUUCUGCCAAUCUUAUACAUAUAUUUUAUUAUAAUUACAUAAUUAUAAAAGAAAUUUAUAAAACCAUCAGAGGAACAAAACUUCUUUUCUAAUUAAUUUCUUUUUUUAUUGUAUAAUUAGUAGAAAUACAAUAAUUUCUUUAUUGUAUUUCUACUAAUUCUUUUCUAAAAAUUAGAGACUUAGACUGGUUAUAUCACGAACUAAAAUAAUAAUACUACGUUUAUACAUAACAUUAACUUAUCUCUCAAUAAAACAUUUUUUUAAAUAAUCAUUAAGCGAUUCAUUCUAGGCAUUCGAUGCUUCUAUAAGAUCAAUAUAUGCCAAAAUUUCUUUUAGGUACACUUAAAAUAUUCACAUUUAGAUAACUUGUAAGCCAUAAUAUAGAUAAAUCUCCCUAUAUGCAAAUUAGAGAAUGUCAAAAGCUGAUAAUCAAUUUAAGAAGCCAUGUUACCCUUUGAAUAAACUUUCCGUUUAUUUACAGAAUGUGCCUCAGUUCCUCGCAUUGUUAAGUCCCGGCAAUUCAUUAGUAGAAAUCGUUAACAGUCUAGAGUCGUUCAGUCGAGCACACCUUUAUCAUGCUCUUACAGUUAGCCUAGAAUAAUUGUACGUAAUAUACUAAACUAGUUUAAGGAAUUUGGAUCCUGCAAGGAAGAUCUACGGAAGGUUUCACUGGUAUCAUCUCAUAAAUAUGUAAUUCCAAGAAGUAAAAUUGUUUUCCUAUAUUAAAUAAGAAAGGUUUCAUUCGGUAUCGGUUGUUGCUGAGUAAAAGAAUAAGAUCAAAAUGAGCAAAAUAUGAAGUUCUGAAAUAAUGUGAUAAAUGAAUUUCGAGAUGUUAGUAAAAUUCUUUUGUAGCCUAUUAAAGAAAUGCAAGAAAAAUGGCAUUCGUAUUAAUAUCUAAAUCUAUCAAUGUAUAAAAUGACUAGAUCUCAUGCAAUUUUGUAUAAAUCUAUAAAUAUUCUCAGUUAAUUUCUUGACUAAAUACUAAUUAUCAGUUUUUGGUUUUUAAUCAAAUUCAAGGAUAGAAGAUUAAUCAAAACCGAACAGAAAAAAGACAAGAAAACAUUGAGGAAUAAUGAUUACAUUAAAGAAAUCUAAGAUGUUUAAUCUUCUGGUUUCAUAACAGCAAUCAAUCAAAUUAGGCACAGAAAUAAUAAACUUUUAAUUACAUACUCAUACAAAUGUAUAAAAAUAUAAAUAAAUGUGAAAUAAAAGUCCAGAAACAUCCUUGUCUGAAAUAUUUACUUUUUAUUUUUUUCUAUCAAAAUUGCAGACAUCAAAAUCAAAUAACCAACAUGGGCUAAUCUGAAGCCACAACUGCAGCUGUUGACGAAGCUUCUUAACUUUUAAUUUGAGAGAAAUAAAAAAGAUGGCCAUUUUAUCCAUCUAAGUUUCUGGCGAUAAUAGUAUAGAUGGUAUAAUUAUAUAAUAUACGCUAAAUAUUAAAAGAUAACUCACUAAACACUACAAAACGCAAGCAUCCAGAUUAAAGAGAUAUUUUAUCCAGUCCUUUAGUUUCAGUUUGUCACAGUAAUUUCAUUUAUUAAUGCUGAGUUAAAGAAAUUUUAACAAAAAUUAAUAGAAAAAAAGAAAGAAAAUUUGAAAGCUUUCAGAUUUUAUAUUGUGCCAAAAAGACAUUUAUUUAACGUUUUGC